AUGUCUUCACCAGUUAAAGGAGGCUUUGUACAACGUUAUAAAGCUGGAUUUUCUUACAAAUGGAAAACUAAUUAUGCUAUUUUAUAUUCUGAUUCAACACUCGAAUUUUUUAAAAAUCGGGGUGAUGGAAGCCCUGUCGAAACAAUUUUUCUGAAAAAUGUUGUUCCAUACACUUGUGUUGGAUCCAUGUGUGAUUGGAUGCAUCGCCGUCGUCCAUUUCUAUCGCAAGGUGUAUCUGUUCAACGUUUGGUUGGUAUUGGAAUGGGUCAGCGAGCCUCAAAAGUUCAUUGGAUUCUUUUUCAAUCGGAAAACAUUUUAGAAGAAUGGAUCAAUGCCAUUAUUUCAACUUUACCUCCACCACCAAAGCCAAUUGGUUGGUGUGUAAAUCCGCCAGCCGGUGCUGGUAAUGCACUCCAAGUCUCUCUUCGAGCUUACGGGUUUGGUCGCCAUUUUGCCACACGUGGAGGGAGGGGAAGGGGUAAUGGAAGAAGAUAUAGUGGUGGCGGAAACGAUGAUAAUGGUGGAGGGAAUACUUGGGAUUAUGAUGGUGGAGAUUAUGGUGGUGGUGGAUGUGAUAGUGGUUGGGGUGGAGGUUUUGAUAGUGGUGGCGGUGGAUGUGAUAGUGGUGGAGGUGGUUGUGAUAGCGGUGGUGGCGGUGGCUGUGAUAGCGGUGGUGGCGGUGGUGGUGGAGAUUGAUGAAUAUUAUCAUUUGAGACGAGAUAAAACAUUUACAAAAAAGAAUAUUGUUAUGGUACUAUACUCCUACUCAUUUAUUAGGGCGAUAAAAAGGUUCUACUGUAUGUCA
Messenger RNA from Meloidogyne enterolobii, 805 nucleotides. Lineage: Eukaryota; Metazoa; Nematoda; Chromadorea; Rhabditida; Meloidogynidae. The record is from the annotation of a GenBank genome assembly.